AUGCAGCCAGCGAUCACCCGCACCUGCCGUGAGAUUCGGAAGGAGGCUCUGCCUCUCCUCUACGCCACUGGUACCUUCACUAUCUAUGGGCAGUUAGGAAAAGACUUCCCGCAAGCACCUCGCAUUCCAGAAUCGCUAUUUGACUGGUUCAAGGUCAUCGGCGAUAACAUUAACCACUUGGAAGAGAUCACCCUUGUCCUAACGGUGUCUCACGGUGGCAACAGUGAGAUGUGCCUCUGCCUCAAGCUCAGAAUCAAGAACGGAGUCAUGGAUGUCGCUGCGACCUGUCUCAUGCGACUUGAUGAACAGUCCACCACGAAGCAAGAAUUCUGGUCCAACGGGAAUAUGGACCUCAUUGCUCAAAUGCAUGAGUCUGAUGUAUCGAAAGCUUUGUUCAGUAGGUCAAACAGGCUCAAAGCGCGGACUCCAGGGUUCGCAGCACAUGAGUGGGUGUCGGUCAUCGAAAGGGUGAAGAGAGGCUUGGUGAAGCUGGACAUGGAAAAGUUCUGCGAUGGAAUCCAUAGGAUGGGUCACCCUGGGCGUAGGCCUCGACCAUAUGUACCCUGA
Saxophila tyrrhenica is the source of this 567-nucleotide messenger RNA. RefSeq lists its product as uncharacterized. Lineage: Eukaryota; Fungi; Ascomycota; Dothideomycetes; Mycosphaerellales; Extremaceae. Bases 1 to 567 code for a protein of 188 amino acids. The record is from RefSeq and is a predicted model, not a curated record. The transcript has a single exon.